AUGACUGGGUGUGGGGGUGGAUGGGAUCAUGGUGAGAGUGCAGCAGGUACAGUGGAGAAUGAUGGGAAGUCGAGUUUCUUCUGUCAGCUGUGUGAUAAACAGUACCUGAGACACCAGGAGUAUGACAACCAUAUCAACUCCUAUGACCACGCACACAGACAGAGACUAAAGGAGUUGAAGCAGAGGGAGUUUGCUCGGAACGUUUCGUCUAAGUCGUGGAAGGACGACCGCAAGCAGGAGAGAGCUCUGAGACACCUGCACCAACUAGCACUGCUACGACAACAGACACACAGGGUACCAGGCCAGGUUGUUAGGGUCCGAGGGACAGUGAGAGCUGAGAUCCAGCAUUCAGAGAGACACUGUGGAGAGAAAGACAACAGACCAGGGGACCGCCAUGUUCCCUUGACCCAAACAGGGUUAAUCCAAACCACAGGGAACUCCCAGCGACCCGCUGUUACCCUACCUCUAACCCAGCCCCAGACCAUCCCUCUCAGCCUCCAGGGAGAGGACUCCCCCCAUCUCCAGACCAAGCCUCUCUCCAACUCCCAGCCCCAGCAGCCAGAGAACCCUACCCACAUACCCAUCUUCCCUGGAGGGCCCUUCCAAGCCUCCCCACCCCCAGCCUUGCAUUCCAGAUGUAGACCUUCUCUGGAGGAUCCCCAGCAUCGCCUGAACAGAUCUUCCCAGGACCCUGCCUUUCCGUGGGGCAGAGACAGAGGAAGGGUGGGGGUCUCCUUCUGUUUCUCCAGGAGGGGCCCAAGGCUAGAGCCAUCUGCCUCUGUCUUCUCAGACCAGCAAGAGGAGGAGGGGAGAGGAGGAAGAGGGCAGACGAAGAAGGGAAGGGGAGGAGAUGAGCUACGUCUACGUCACCCAGACAACCUGUUACUAGGGCAACCAACCAACAGCCUUCACCCUGGAAACAAGAUUGAACCCUCAGGCGGGGAAGAGGAGAGAGGAGAGAAGAGAGGAGGGGAGGAGAGAGACAGGUUCUCUGCUAGCCAUGACCCAGGCUGUCCUACCCACAACGUCAGACUGAGAGAAACAGACCAGAGCCCUGAACAUGGGACAGAAAAUGAUAGGGAGGAGGGGGAGGAGAGGAACAGGAGUACAGAGCACAGACAACAGGGCCAUGAGGUGAAUCAGACUCCUAUGUCUUCUUAUCUCCAUGUGGUUGCCAGAGACGGAUCCACCCGUCUGAGAUGGCCAGUAAAACUGCUGCAGUUUACCACAGCCAAACCCCACCUCUCCUACAGCUGCAAGCCCACACACUGGCAACCUCACACCAACCCACCACACUUUAACCCUGAACAAAACCACAGUCAAACCAAGUCACACUGUAACCACUCAGCAAGCACAGAGGAGUCCGACUCCCUCAUGUUCUCUAGCUCCCAGCCUCCUCCUCAGGACACAGAAAAUGUAGAAUCCAAUACAGAUCUAUAUACAGAGACAGGUGGAACAGAUGAGAGAGCCACACACUCAUCAUCCUGUCAUGUUGUAGAGAAGACAGAAGCACAUGGAGUGACAGCACCCUUCCAGGCAGAAGCAACAGUGCCAGAGAGUGGAGGUGAAUCUGGGUUCAGAUGGCACCACCCCCUCUUCGGGAACGGUGACCCCCUUUGCGGUGUUAACACUCACACAAACCCCCACAAUCCCCAGGGAGGCAGAUUAGAAGGACAUAUGAGACAGGAGAGAGAACGAGCCAUCAGAACCCCCAGGCCUAAAUUAGAGGCUGUCAUCCAGCCCUGUGCCGCCGUGUGUGUGUGUGCAAGCGAGGUUAGAUGUGUGUGUACGCACGCUGCCAGCUCGCGCACACACUCUGUGGGCGGUUCAGUAAGCACUCCAACAGAUGUGUCAUGCCGAAAUGUAAACGACAGCACAAAGAAGAAGAGGAGGAGAGGGGAAAGGCAUAAUCAUAAUGGGACUUCAAAGAAGUGCGAGGGAGAGCGGCAGCGUCUUAGGAGCGCCAUAACCUCUGUUUCCACCUGGUGGGGCGGAAAGAGGAGAUGUGACGGAGACAGAGGGGGAGAAGGAGACAGGGAAAUAGAGCAGGAGGGAGAGACGGGCGGAAAGAGGAGAAGAAAGGCAGGGGGGAAGAGGAGGAGGGGUGGGACUCUGUGCCUGGUGGGGGAGUGUGACUCUGAGUCUGUGCCCUGCUCUGACAGACAGAGGCUUCUCAGGAGUCACAGUAGAGACCAACAUCACUAUAACUAUAACUCUGCCUCCCUGUUCAACACAGCACAAAGAGUCAGAGAGAGGACAGAGUAUUACAGCACAGAGUCUCAGCUGUAUAGAGAGAUAGUCAGAGAGAGAUAUGGAGAGGUAGAGAGAGGAGAAAGGGAGGGAUGGCCUUUCUACUGGUGUUCAGACUCCUCUCUGUGUACUACUUCCGGGUCGCUCUGGGGAAAGGCUCACAACCUCCCAGUGGCAUAUGAUGGUCUCCAUGGUUGCCACGGGGACAACCCAGUCUACAGUCGUCAUGACAACAUCCCUGGUAGCAACAUUUCCUGUAGCCCAGUGAGGAAGAUUAAAUACAUCCACAGAAACAGGAAACACGUGAAUAGAAAGUGGUCAGAGAGUGAGGAGUGGGAGAGAACAGAGAAUGGGAGGAGGGAGAGGUGGGAUGGAGGGAGUAGAGGCUGGUGGGAAAGGGGGAGCAGGGAGAGGGGUGGUAGGGAGAGAGGGAACAGGGAUAGGGGGAGUAGGAGGCAUGGUUUGGUGAGCAAGGGAUCCAGUCCUGGAGGAGUCAGUGGAGGGGGCUGGCAUGGGUACCUCUCGACCCCCAGUCACAGGACUCUGGAGGGGGACAGGGGAUGGAGGUCUAGUCCUGGCGAGGGAGAGGUCUGGGACAGGGGACCAGGGAACUCAAGCCCAGACAGAUGUACCUGGGGCAGCAGUGACAGUUGGGAGGAUAGGAGGACAUACGAGGACAGAUACAGCUGGGAUGACAACUGGGAGAGACAGAGGUCCACUGAAGGUAGAAAAAGCUGGAGCAGGUGGGAGAAGGGAUCACAACCUAGCCCCAGCCCUGAUUGUUUUAGCUGGGACUGGGUAAGUAGAUGCCCUGACCUUAGACACAGCCCCAGUCCUCACUCCCAGUCUGUCCCCAGUGUGCAGGUUACCAGAUGCCCCAACACCAGCACCAGCCCCUGGCCUGAUUCUAGCCCUAACUGGCUGCCCCGGCGGCCCAGCCCUGGCUCCUGUAGCAGCAGCACCAGUGUGUCAGACCUGAGUGGGGAGUGGAGUAGCGUUAGUACCCGCUCAAGACUCAUCUUGACUGGGAGAAAAACAACAGGGGUGCCCAGGCGAGCACCAUCUCCCUCACCCACAAAGGAGAAACACCAAGCCCCCAGCCUCAAACCUACUCCUCCUAUACCUCUGCCCAGCACUGAUACCACCCAUCCACAGGACAGGAGACCCAACCCCACGGCACAGCCUACAUGUCUCUCAGACAGAGAGCCCAAAGCCCCCCCAAAGCCCAGAGAGGGGAACCCCAGCAGAACUCUGCUACUGCCACUUAUUGGGAAACUACCAGCGAUCAGGAGAGGAACUAAGAGACGAGGGGCAGAAAGAGAGAGGGAGGGCCCUGACCAAACAGAGAAACAGGACCACAAUCAAGACCAGGUCCAGACACAGGACAAGGACCACAAUCAAGACCAGGUCCAGACACAGGACAAGGACCACAACCAAGACCAGGUCCAGACACAGGACCACAACCAAGACCAGGUCCAGGCACAGGACAAGGACCACAACCAAGGGAAGGAGAGUAUGAAGAAUGGAGCGGUCCAAAGUGGUCGACCGUGCCCUCAACCCCUCUUGUCUCUGAGCCCUGAGAAAACUGGAGAGGACAUGUCCUGUCCUUCCCUGACAUCACAUCCUGCUGUGACCUCAUAUCCUGCCCUAACUUUACCUCACAGCGGUCAGUGGUCACAAGACCCCUCCCCUCCUCUGGCUCAACAGCCAAUCAGCUUCAGCGCUGAGGAGAUGGGCAAGUAUCGCUGUCUGCAGGAGCAGGCACGAGAGCACAUGCAGAGACUGCUACAGGGGACAGAGACACACACACCGGCACACACAUGCCAUACCCCCUCCCCAGAGCCAUACACACAACCCACACACACAUGUACACAUGUGGCACACACUCAAGAGAAAAACACACACUCCACUUCCCUAAAUACCUCUCUAAAGCUAGACGCACACCCCGUACAAACACAGCUCUUACAGACACACUCUACCCCCAGCCUCCCCCCUCCUCAUCCCCCUGUCCCCAUACCGCAGCCUCUAAUGACCCACCCUCCUCCACUCACCCUUCAUCCUUUCAUUCUACAACAUACAUCUUUUAGUAUGGCACUCUCGUCACCCUCCUCUACCUCUUCCUCUCUCGCCCCCCACACCUCACCACCUCAUCACCUGACCCUCCUACACGCCCCUCUCCCCCAUCCAUUCUCCAUAUCUUCUAUCUUUCCCUCCAUUCUUCUCUCCCAUCCUCCUCUACAUCUCCUCCCUCCCUCCCCUGCCUUCCACCCCUCUCCCCUCACCGCUCUCUCCCCCCUCACACUGCCACCACCGAGACCACCGUAUCCAGAAAGACUUUGGUCAUUGAGGUUUCAACAGAAAGCAUUAUGAUGCUCUCUGAGGACAUCACAUAGUAAUACAAUGCCAUGUUAGCAACUCCUGGACAAUAAUGCCCUAUACAGUAUAACAAUCCACUGUAUUUUCUUAAUUUGUGUGUGUAUGUGUGCAUGUGUUUUUGUAUGAGUGCAUGCGUGUGUGAGCAUGAGUGUGCAUUUCGUCGCUGUCUGAUGAAAACCUUUUAACUUUCAUGUUUAUACAUGUAUUGGAAGCAUUAACUCUCCUCAAUGUACUCAAAAUAGCUUCUGAAGUUUCAUAAUUGUAUAUUUGUUAAUAAAAAAUAACAUUUAAAUCCUGAAAAGUUGGAGAUUAGGUUUUCCUUCGACAGUGACUGUGUGCACGAGAGAGAAGCUCCUUUUGAUCCCCAUUUAAGUAUGAAUCAAGGGAAACCGUGCACCUGCUAAGACAAGCUGGCUUCCUCUCAUCUCUUUCUUCCUCUCUGAACGUCAGGCACACUGGCUGUCUUUAGAAGUACCGUCAUACUGGCUGUCUUUAGAAGUACCGUCAUACUGGCUGUCUUUAGAAGUACCGUCAUACUGGCUGUCUUUUGAAGUACCGUCAUACUGGCUGUAUUCAGAAGUACCGUCAUACUGGCUGUCUUCAGAAGUACCGUCAUACUGGCUGUCUUCAGAAGUACCGUCAUACUGGCUGUCUUCAGAAGUACCGUCAUACUGGCUGUCUUUUGAAGUACCGUCAUACUGGCUGUCUUUUGAAGUACCGUCAUACUGGCUGUCUUUUGAAGUACCGUCAUACUGGCUGUCUUUAGAAGUACCGUCAUACUAGCUGUCUUUAGAAGUACCGUAACACCUGAGAGAGAGAGCGACAGACAGAUGCCCAGGCCGUGAGCAGAGCACUAGGCCCAAUCCCCACUCCUACACCCGCCCAAGCCCCAUUCAGCCCCAAGCACAACACUGGACACUAUGAAACACAAAGCUUUUACUAUAUCAUGCUGGAAAUUCCAAGGUCUGAGGUCAUCUGCCUUUGGCCUAAAGAGCAGGAACCCAGACUUCA
Molecule: messenger RNA, 5637 nt
Organism: Oncorhynchus kisutch (coho salmon)
Lineage: Eukaryota; Metazoa; Chordata; Actinopteri; Salmoniformes; Salmonidae
Product: G patch domain-containing protein 8-like
Exons: 4
Coding region: 1-4620 (1539 amino acids)
Cellular component (GO): nucleus
Source: RefSeq, a predicted model, not a curated record